UGGGCAGACCGUUACACGCAGCGCGCGGCGAAGCAGGGCUUAGUGUCAGCUGCUCCUGCACGUUGUUGCACUUGGAAAUGGAAGCCAGGAGAGCACAGAUUCGAAAACGCGUGCGCUGCGAGAGCACAGCUUUGUAACGUCGUGGAAAUGGCUCAACUGUCGAGCGGGCUUACCCAGAAUCCCCUGGAAAAGAUCUGGGUUCCAUGGAUGAGCAGUAAACUGAAAAGGAGAAGAGGGUCCUCCGUGCCGCAGUUCACAAACUCCCCCACGAUGAUCGUGUUGGUGGGGCUCCCAGCCAGAGGAAAGACGUACAUCUCCAAAAAGCUCACCCGUUACCUCAACUGGAUCGGAGUCCCCACUAAAGUGUUCAACGUCGGUCAGUACCGCAGGGAAGCUGUUCGAUCGUACUCGAAUUUUGAGUUCUUUCGUCCAGACAACGAAGAAGCCAUGAAAAUUCGCAAAGCUUGUGCUCUUUCCGCGCUGAAGGAUGUGUCUGCCUACUUCACUCAAGAUCAUGGGCAAGUCGCAGUGUUCGACGCCACAAACACAACCCGAGAGCGGAGAGAGGUCAUCCUGUCUUUUGCUAAAGAGUACGGGUACAAAGUGUUUUUUGUGGAGUCUAUUUGUGACGAUCCUGAGAUCAUUGCUGAAAAUAUCAAGCAGGUGAAACUCAGCAGCCCCGACUACGUUAACUGCGACAAAGACGAGGCAGUGGCCGACUUCCUGAAGAGGAUCGAGUGUUACAAGGUCACCUAUGUGCCCCUGGACGAUGACUGUGACCGAAACCUGUCCUACAUCAAGAUCUUUAAUGUGGGAAGCAGGUACUUGGUGAACCGCGUGCAGGACCACAUUCAGAGCAGGAUUGUGUACUACCUGAUGAACAUCCACGUCACACCGCGCACCAUCUACCUGUGUCGCCACGGCGAGAGUGACCUGAACCUUCUCGGCCGGAUCGGGGGGGACUCGGGCCUCUCGUCUCGUGGAAACAAGUUUGCUGCUGCUCUGGGGAAGUACAUUAGGAGCCAGUGUAUUCCGGACCUGAAGAUCUGGACCAGUCACAUGAAGAGGACCAUCCAGACCGCUGAGGCAGUCGGAGUUCCCUACGAGCAAUGGAAGGCACUUAACGAAAUCGAUGCGGGUGUAUGUGAGGAGAUGACAUAUGAGGAGAUUCAGGAACACUAUCCUGAAGAGUUUGCACUUCGAGACCAAGACAAGUACCGCUACCGCUACCCAAAGGGAGAGUCCUACGAAGACUUGGUGCACCGACUGGAACCCGUGAUCAUGGAGUUGGAAAGACAGGAGAACGUGCUGGUCGUGUGCCACCAGGCCGUGAUGAGAUGCCUGCUGGCCUACUUCCUAGACAAGAGCGCAGACGAGCUCCCAUACCUGAAGUGUCCUCUGCACACUGUACUGAAACUCACACCUGUAGCCUACGGCUGUAAGGUUGAGUCCGUUUUCCUGAACGUUGAGGCUGUUAACACACACAGAGACAGGCCUGUGAAUGUCAGUGUGGACAGAGACCCCAUGGACGCCCUCCUAACGGUUCCGGAUCACAGCUAGGCCGCCCUCCUAACGGUUCCGGAUCACAUCUAGAACGCCCUCCUAACGGUUCCGGAUCACAUCUAGAACGCCCACCUAACGGUUCUGGAUCACAUCUAGAACGCCCUCCUAGCGGUUCUGGAUCACAUCUAGAACGCCCUCCUAGCAGUUCCGGAUCACACCUAGAACGCCCUCCUAGCGGUUCAGGAACGCAUCUAGAAAACAAGUCCAUAAAGUAAAGACUAAAGUUUCAUCCUAACAAUCGCCACACAGAUGUUGAAUGUUGCCUCUGGAUUCCCUGGAACAGAUUGGAUGUUGGUUUGAAUUACAGAUUCAUGAUGUAAACCCUUCACAAGUUCUGGAAGGUGGCAGGUGUUAGUGAAAUGGGACAGUGAUCUGAAUGUUUCAUUAUGCUACAUCUCAAGACAAGAACAUACACCUGGAUGGUAGAUGAAUUUUGAACCAGAUGUAGAGAAGUUGAAACUGCUAGGAGUCAUCUUUGGGGAAAGUUCUUUUUUUAGUGAGAAGCUGAGACAACCGUCCAGCGAGCUGUAGAGACAGACUGUGUGUAUUUCUACUGGCUGAUUGCCGACAGUCUCCACCUCCUGUCCUGGUCGUGUCCUUGAGCUGGUGCUUCCACCGAGACCUUGUGAUGGCCUGGGUUAGGCUUAACCCUAACCUCACAUGCUGAACCUCAGCUCAAAUACAGCAUCACUGCACAAGACUAAUAUACGUUUUUAAGGAUACAUUUUCUGUUUAUUCAAACAGCAUUUGUGCAAUUGUUUUAACUUGAAGUCUGAUAAAAGAUUUCACUCAGGUUCAGAGAGCUUCAUGUGGGCUGAAUUAUUAUUGCAUGAAGUAGGUGAGAGGUUUACAUGGGUACUAGGAAUGAUUUCAUUUAAUGUUUUUGUGUAAGGUAACAAAAUUAUACAUUAUAAUCAAUGAAUUAGCAUUUAUCUACUGUGUCGAGCCAUACACGCACAUGUCUCUUGUGAACAUGACAUGUCUCGUAAACUUUGUGAAUGUACUUCUGAAGUAGAAUUAAAGGAGUUUUCAGGAUUCUCUCACAACUGGAACAUUGCAGUCUCUGUAUCAGCCUGUCUGAGGUUUGUUUCUGUUAUAAUGUAGGACGGUUUGAAAAUGUUUUCUACACGAAGCUGUUCUCUACAUCACUAUUGUAACAUCGAAACAAGACAGACCUUUGUUUCUCAGACAACCGUUGGGAGUUAUUGGGAGGUGUGUGUUUUUUUCAUAUACAUAUAUCUGUCCUUGGCGUGUUACUGUGGAAUGCAGUAGUGCACUGUGAAUGUGGAAUAACUCAUGGGGCUCAGUGACCAGAGGACGAUGCAUCUCUCUUUUUGAGUUUUUGUGUCUGGAGGUUUUUCCUUACUAUAGUCAGACAUGUGGACCCAGACUUGUGCUACUUUGGGACAACAGCUGUUGUAAAAAGCACUAUAUAAAUAAACUUUGAUUGAAUAUCUGACAUUUUGACCUCAUGGAGUGGUGAGGGCUAGGCAUAGCUUUAACAAGCUACAGUAAUCAUGUCAGUGGAAGGUCUAUGAAAAGAGUAAAAUCUAUACACCUUUUUUGAUCUUUUUUUUUUUUACCAUUUUUGGUUUUUUAUGUUACUAUGAAGCCACAGGAUAUACUCCUGUUUGGUGAUAUCUUAAAAUUGUGAUCUCUAGUUUUAAUGUUUAGACUGUUAAUGUACUUUACUAUAAUCAAACAUUACUGAUUAGAAUUACAAAUUUAUGGAGAAGGUCAUUUUAUGAAUGAUUACUUAGUCUGAGUAGAUUCACAUGUAUAAUUUGCAGGGCUAACAUACACUGUUAUUGUGAGAAAUCCUGUUCAGUAUUUUAAACCUGCAUUUCUGCUGCUUUCUGUAUAAGGCUGGAGAAUUUCGACCUGAUAUCGCCAUAUUAUCAAGCCAUUCCCCCAAACCACCUCUAGGGGCCGCCAACGUGCCGUCUUGAGCUCAACAGCCGGACCUCGCUAACAAAUCAAAAAUCACUUUACAGCUUCACUGACAUUGACACAUAAUUUUUGUUACUGUGUCAGGGGAAACAUCAAUUCAUGCCAAAACGAGUGUGGGAGUACAGUUUUAAAAACGUUUGAAAAUGGCUCCAAUAAAAUUGAACAGGAAAAUGUG
Molecule: messenger RNA, 3688 nt
Organism: Electrophorus electricus (electric eel)
Lineage: Eukaryota; Metazoa; Chordata; Actinopteri; Gymnotiformes; Gymnotidae
Product: 6-phosphofructo-2-kinase/fructose-2,6-bisphosphatase-like
Biological process (GO): fructose metabolic process; fructose 2,6-bisphosphate metabolic process
Cellular component (GO): cytosol; 6-phosphofructo-2-kinase/fructose-2,6-biphosphatase complex
Molecular function (GO): ATP binding; 6-phosphofructo-2-kinase activity; fructose-2,6-bisphosphate 2-phosphatase activity
Source: RefSeq, a predicted model, not a curated record